Molecule: messenger RNA, 2498 nt
Organism: Telopea speciosissima
Lineage: Eukaryota; Viridiplantae; Streptophyta; Magnoliopsida; Proteales; Proteaceae
Product: DEAD-box ATP-dependent RNA helicase 50
Exons: 7
Coding region: 51-2306 (751 amino acids)
Molecular function (GO): ATP binding; nucleic acid binding
Source: RefSeq, a predicted model, not a curated record
AGUCGAGAAGAGAGAGACGGAGAGAAAAGAAGAACGAUUCUGUUAUAGCCAUGCUUGCCAAUGGCACCAGAAUUUCACUUAGCUUCACCACCGAAUACGUCAAAGGAAACCCUUCCCAAAGCCCUUAUGGUCUUUUCCAGAACUUGUCUUGCUCGAUAUUCAUCGGACAUGGUUGUGGCAGUGAUCGCCGUUGCUACGCUACCAGUCGUCUUCGGAGGAAUCCGACAGGGACAAAACAGAGAGUUUGCAUUAGGUCUGGUUACACUCGAAUGCCCAUGGAAACUCCAGGAGCUUAUCAGCUAGUUGACGAUGAGACUGGGGAGAAGUUCAUUGUCUGGGGAGGCAUCGGCGAAGAAUCCCCAAUUCCUUCCAAAGAAGUUCUCUCCUGGAAGCCCAUCACCCUCCCUGGAUCUUUUACGCAGGAAAACAGGACUGAUAGAAAUGAAAGAGGUGAGUCGCGAGUCAAAGUGUACACUUCACCUGUUUCUCGUUCGGAAUUUCCACUUGAGAACCUUGCCCCUAUGCUCUCAACUUCCGCUUCUUAUCCUACUGCAGACUCUGGGAGUAGUGACGAAUCCAACGCACGUGUCGGAGGUUUAACUGGGAGUUUUGGUAGGCUGAAAGCCCAACGAGUGAGACUAAUGAUUAGGAAAUCUUCUAGGAGUAAGCAAGGAAAUGCACAAGACGCUACUGAUGAAUUAGGCCUGGAAGGUUCUCCUCUGAAUGUUUCUGAUGCUUCAUAUUCAGAUUUGGAGAAUGAAUUUGUCCCAGAAAGAUCAAUUGCGGGUGCUCGGGGAGGUAGAUUUUCAAGAGCAUGCCCACCACAAGAUGUCAAAGAUACAGGUCCAGGUACUGAGGAAAUUAUGAACACUAACUGCUCCAGUGUAGUUCCAGAACAAGUUUUGCAAAAUCGAAGGACACUCUCACAACCUCGUGGGCUUGACUUUGGAGGGGCCAAACCGUAUAAUUCUUCCUUAAGAGGAUGGAGUAAAGGUGAGCCAACCCGGAAACCUCCGAUUGACUCGACGAACCCCUCGAGGAAGCACCACAAAAUGUCGGUUAAUGGUGUUUUUUUCAGUAGAAAGUCUUUCGGAGACCUGGGUUACAGAGACUAUUUGAUUGAAUCUCUUAGGCGUCUGAAGAUCUUUCGCCCUUCAAAUAUUCAGGCGUUGGCAUUUGCAUCUGUCAUUGAGAGGAGGAGUUGCAUUAUAGCUGACCAAAGUGGGUCCGGAAAGACAUUAGCAUAUCUUGCACCAGUGGUACAAUGUCUUAGGCAGGAAGAACUUCAAGGUCUUGGUAAAUCCUCAGCAAGGAGUCCGCGAGUUGUGAUAUUGGUUCCAACCUCUGAAUUGGCUUCUCAGGUGUUACAAAUAUGUCGAUCCAUGUCUAAAGUUGGUGUCCCUUUCCGGUCUAUCAUUACAACUGGUGGUUUCCCACAGAGAACUCAACUGGAAUAUCUUCAGCAAGGUUUAGAUGUUCUUGUUGCAACACCUGGUCGUUUUAUUUUUCUACUUAAAGAAGGCUUCUUGCAUUUGGCAAAUCUUAGAUGUGCUGUUUUGGAUGAGGUCGAUAUACUUUUCAGUGAUGAAGACUUUGAACAAGUGCUGCAAUGCUUAAUUAAUUCUGCACCUGUGACAACACAAUAUCUUUUCGUGACUGCAACUUUACCAGUGGACAUAUACAACAAGCUGGUUGAAGUUUUUCCUGAUUGUGAAGUUAUUAUGGGACCUGGCAUGCACCGUACAAGCUCUGGCCUUGAAGAGGUUAUUGUAGAUUGCAGUGGAGGUGAUGGGAUGGACAAAAGUCCCGAUACGGCAUUCCUUAAUAAGAAAUCUGCUCUCUUGCAGCUUGUAGAACAAAGUCCAGUUUCAAAAACUAUUAUUUUCUGUAACAAGAUUGAAACAUGCAGAAAAGUUGAGAAUGUAUUAAAACGUUUCGAUAGAAAAGGACAUAGUCUCCAGGUGUUGCCAUUCCAUGCAGCUUUGGCACAAGAAUUGCGUCUUAAAAAUAUGGUGGAAUUUUUAAAUUCCCAGUCCAACGAUUCUCUGUUUUUGAUUUGCACUGAUAGAGCAUCACGGGGUAUUGACUUUGCUGGUGUGGAUCAUGUUGUUCUUUUCGAUUUCCCUAGGGAUCCAAGUGAGUAUGUUCGCCGUGUUGGAAGAACUGCUAGAGGUGCUGGAGGAAAGGGGAAGGCAUUUAUUUUUGUGGUUGGCAAGCAGGUUUCUCUUGCUCAAAGGAUUGUAGAAAGGAACAGAAAGGGCCACCCACUACACGAUGUCCCAUCCGCAUAUGAAUUGGUGAUCUAGAGAGCACGUUUUCAGAGUGCAAGCUCUUCUUUCUCAUCCAUGAAUCCAUUUGUCCUGCUAAGAGGGUGUAAAACUUAUCCCAUCCUGCCAGUAGAAGGGAAGCAAGUGAUUCUUGCUCACUUUGUUAACUCCUUCGGGAUUUCUAUUCAUUAGGAAAUUUGAAGAAUCAUUGCUGGCACUAGAUUUGGCAGC